Caenorhabditis bovis is the source of this 966-nucleotide messenger RNA. The record is from the annotation of a GenBank genome assembly. Lineage: Eukaryota; Metazoa; Nematoda; Chromadorea; Rhabditida; Rhabditidae.
AUGUGCUCUUUGUUUCAGACGCAAAUGAACGCGAUGCUCAAUGUGCAAACGAUGUUCGGCGGCGCAGCGUCGGCGCCGUCGAAAGAGCGCCGAAAGCGUCGACGCGGCGAAAUCGCGAAUCCGUCGAACACGCUCGACGCGUUGGUGGCGCGCAAAGCCGACGACGAGCAGCCGUUCGAGAAGCGCUAUCUCAGCGAGCACGAGGCCAUCGAGGGUCCCGACGAUGAGAUCGAGAUGAAGAAGAUGGAAAUGGAUCCCGACGUGUCGACGCGCACGUGCUCCACGUGCGGCUAUCAAGGCAAAUGGGUGUCGGAGAUGAUACGCCAUAAGCGUGUUCACACCAGCGAGCGGCCGUUCAAAUGCCGCUAUUGCUCGCGAACCAGCAAAUGGAAGGCGGAUCUGAUUCGUCACGUCGCCAAGACGCACGGCAUUCGCGUCGUCUCCAAGUACAGCCGAUCGAAGGUGUUCGACGCGAGCGGCGUCGACCAGCCGAUCGACGUCAAACAACGCGCGAUGACCUAUCGGUGCGCGUUGUGCGCGUUCGACGACGAGCGCGUCUCGAUCGUCAAUCGGCACGUCGCCGCCGCGCACUUCACGUCGCCGUGCGUCUGCCGUUGCGGCGCCAACUUCGACGACAUCCCGUCGGCGUUGAAUCACGCGGCCGCCGGCGUCUGCCGACACAACGACAUCGUCUUCAACGUGAUGCCCAAUUACGACAAAUCGUCGCCGCUCUCGCCGUGCCAAAGCGAGACGUCGUCGGACAGCGGCAUUCACACCGAUCGCGACGACGACCUACCAUCGCCGAUCGCCGCUGCGUCGACAAUCAUCCAGCCGGUGCCGAUUCUCACGCCAUUGGUGUCGCUCUAUCUGGCGUCAAUUCUCCAAUCCACCAUUAGCCUCACACCAACCGUCGUCAAUUAUUCCGCACCAGAAUCGCAAGAAGAGGACAUCGACGUCGUCAUGUAG